This is a messenger RNA of Babesia bovis T2Bo, 1473 nucleotides long. Its product is annotated as Tripartite tricarboxylate transporter TctB family protein. Lineage: Eukaryota; Apicomplexa; Aconoidasida; Piroplasmida; Babesiidae. The transcript has a single exon. Bases 677 to 1330 code for a protein of 217 amino acids. The record is from RefSeq and is a predicted model, not a curated record.
AUAACAUUCAUUAUACAAUCAUUGUUUGAGUAUUGAAUAAACAAUCUAACCGGUGUUUGUAAUAUGAUGAGCAACAUGCGUCAUCCCCGCAGAUGAUAUAUGAGGCCGACAGAAGAAUAUAAGUAAAGGAACGCUUGAAGCUGAGAAUACAAAUCUGGGAAAUCUAAAACACAAAGCCAAUCCAAGAAGAAUGGUUUUCCGCCAGAAGUGAUUGAUUAGAGAAAAUUUCUAUUCAUUACCAUGAGAGUGUGUUGUAUAAAGUAGGAAUGGUGUAAAUUUCCAUUGCUUCAUCAAAGCAAUGAUCGCAAUUAAAAUUGAAUCUGCAAAGUCGGAACACGCAAUAGUCGUAACGCAUUAAAAAUAUAUGCGAGGGAUAAUUCAUCGGUCACCCAUAUGUUAAAGGUUGAGGUGAGCUGUACAAAAAGGUAUUGGCAAAAAACUCGUUGUUAAUUCGGUGUUCUACAUUAACGUAUAGUUGGUAGAGAAGUCAUUAUACGUAUAUUAUGUUGUAUUGUCUUUUGGUGCUGAAUUGUAAUUAAUAUUGUUAUACGCGGUAAUGAUAUUUUUCUUGGACAGAGCCGAUGAUAUCUAUUGCGCCAUUAUCACAUGGUUUUAGAUGCAAUUCACGGACUCAUCUACGCGUUAAAUAACAUCUACAGCGAUUGUUUUCUGUUUUAUGAUGGCAGGGAUUUUUACAUCUAUCAUCUUCGGCGCCCCGCCUUACACAAAUUCUUUCUUCCUGUUGGCUUUCGUACUGUCAAAAUAUGCUGUCUGUGAAGAAAAUGAAGAUGGGACGGAGACGAUAGGAACGAAAAAAUUUGGAUAUGAUUUGUUCGAAGGCCCUUGGGGGAGAGUGGCGUUCUUCUCCGCUUUGGCUGUUGUUCUCAUGGUAUUAUGUGGAAUUUUUAUUUGGCAAGGCUUUUUUGCAAAAAACGGAGACGACAGUGACAACGGAGGCAAAACAGAUUGGAACAAAAUAGCGGUAAUAGUCAUCGUAGCUGUUUUCUUCAUUCUUGCCAUUUUAAUGUCUGCAGACAGUUAUGGACUGUACAAGCGUCCUUUAUCUCCAAACCAAGUGACCUGUUUAUUUUUUGCAUACGUCGGUGUUGUCAUUGUUAUAAUUAUCAUGAUAUGUGCCAUUUUGGUUGUAACUAAAAUAUCUGGUAUUGAGAAAAUAAUACCAUAUGCGGUACCUGCAGGGGUGAUCGUUAUAUUAGUGAUAUAUGCACUAUGCAAUGGUGUGGUUGACUUUAAUGAGCUGUCGGUUUAUUUGAGAACUACACCAGAAGACCCUGAUGCUGGGAAAGUGCUUCCCCCGCCUAAUGCAUAGUGAAUCUGGUAAUGUUAUAUCCAAAGGUAAAAUGCUGCUUGGAUAUUGUCUCAUGAUGAAUUGCAAUGUGUUUUUAUUUCGCAUUGUACGUCAUCAUAACGGUGUAUUAAUUAAUUUUGCCAUACCACUCAUGUAACACAAAU